UGGGAUUCUCGCACCUCACACUGAGCCGGUCAUUAAUUGCCAACCAGGUUCAGCCAUGCUCGCCAAACCCAGCGUUUCGGUCUUGGGUGCAGACCCUGCCCACCGCAGAUGCAUACUCAACGGCAAUGCAUUCCAGCAGGACGCAAUCACGACGUUCAACGGCUGGCAGUACGCCGCGUUCUAUGGAAACCUCGGCCCCGGCGCCCCCCCUGAGCCCCUUUACGUCCAUCUGGCGAGGAGAAAAUUGCCAUAUGGGCAAUGGAAUACGUUGGUGUUUGGCGACUACCCCCAGACAGUAGACGAUGGACACAACACGGUCCAGCUGGGCAUCUGUCCAGGGGAUGGCACUAUCCACCUGUCCUACGACCACCACUGUGACGUUCUAAGGUAUCGGCGAUCGAUUCGCAAGGUUGCCAGCUUCCCGGCCCAGUUCGCAUGGACGCCGGCGCUCUUCACCCCAACUCUCGAUUAUUUCCCCGGCCUGCCGCCGACCCACAAGCUCUUCGGGUACGUGACGUAUCCGCGCUUUGGUGCCAUGGGGGACGACAACAUGUUCUGUUCCUUCCGCGACGGGAAGGCCGGGCUCGGCAACGACCAUCUGUACAUCUACCACGGAGGCAGCACGGGGCUCUUCACCUUCGCGGGGACGCCGCUGACGGGCAUCCGGAGCAACCCAUACGUGCACGGCAUAGACUACCGGGCCGGACGCCUCCACGUGACGUGGGUCUACCGCGGCUUCGUGAACUACGACGGCUGGGACGACCCGCUCGACACCAAGCACAAGCAGCAGGCAGGGCCGAACAGCGCGGCCAACAACCACGACAUAUGCUACGCGUACAGCGACGACCAGGGUUACACGUGGAAUAAUGGAAGCGGCAAGGUGGUUGCGGAUCUGAAAGACGGCGGGACUAUCGACAACAAGUCCGAGGGUAUCGUCGCGUUCCGUAUUCCCAAGGGGUCCGGGCUGAUGAACCAGGAGGCGCAGGCCGUCGACCACGACGGCGGGGUGCAUGUGCUCAAUCGGGACACGCUGGAUGGCGGAACGUACUUGUGGAAGCAUUACUAUCGGUCUCCGGAAGGGACAUGGAGGCAGCAAGGAAUCCAACCAAUUGACGGGACCAGGCGCGGCAGGUUGGCCAUCAGUAAAAACGGCGAUUUGUUUCUUAUUCUGCCAGAAACGACAACGCCGAGAAUUCGAAUAUUGAAAGCGACCAAGGCGAGUGGAUACUCCCACUAUGAGAAGGUCUGGGAGGGGCACGGGUAUACCGGAGAGCCCUUGGUUGAUACGGCCAGGCUCGAGCACGAUAACGUCUUGUCUGUGUUUGUGCGCGCUGAUGUCGACGGUGCGACGGAUAAGAAGAACGUUGUGGUUUUGGACUUUCGGCUCUAGAGAAUAGAAAUAGAAAGGCAAGAGUAGGUUUGGUUCCUGAGGCCUCUGUUUUGAAUGCUCCAACUCGGCCUCCCUGUCUCACGCAAAUGCCAUGCCUAUUUACGGUGAUGAUGGGAAAGCUCUUGACCUGCACGGGGAGGAAAAGACCGGUAGGAGACGGUAAAAGGAUGUUCUCAAAUCGUCAAAGUGAUUAAGCAACUGAGUUGGAACUAGGAGUGGUUCAUGACAUGAGCUCACGGGGUAUUCGUUGGGGAAAAUACGAUCGAAAUGCUGCCAAAGCCACAUGUUAACAUCACGCCCUAGAACCGAAGGAUCCGACGCCACGGCACAAUACGUGACUCACAAUCCCUAGGUGCUUGGGCUGAGCUCCGGCUCCGGGUUACUACACCCCUUCCCUUUUGCUAAAGGGUCGGUCCAUGCAACCAUCACGAUACGUAUCGGGCGCAACGAAAUGCAUUAUCAUUAUCUCAUGCAGCAAAACCCGG
This is a messenger RNA of Lasiosphaeria miniovina, 1875 nucleotides long. RefSeq lists its product as uncharacterized. Bases 56 to 1390 code for a protein of 444 amino acids. The record is from RefSeq and is a predicted model, not a curated record. The transcript is spliced from 3 exons. Lineage: Eukaryota; Fungi; Ascomycota; Sordariomycetes; Sordariales; Lasiosphaeriaceae.